AUGACUCCAGACAGCAUUGUGAAGGAUGUCAAAGUGCUGCUAGACAGAGAAAGGUCGGAGGGCGUCAGCAGCCCGUCUAGAGACGAUGACUCCACAUUGCUCAACCAGGGAACCAACAGCAGCAUCCUCGAUGACAACACAAAGCUGGACUCUGGCGUCCGGGAGGGAAGGAGUAAGUCCAGCGGCCUUUGCUUCAGCAAUGGACGGAGUCGCAUUGACUACAUCCUGGUUUACAGGAAGUCCAACUCGCAGUCAGAAAAGAGGGAGAUAUUUGAGAGGAACAUCCGUGCGGAGGGCCUCCAGAUGGAAAAGGAGGCCUCUUUGACAAACAGUGAUGUGAUUUUUCUGAAGCUUAAUGCACCGUGGGAUGUCCUUUGUCGCUAUGCAGAGCUCAUGAACAUUCGCAUGCCCUUCAGGAGGAAAAUCUUUUUCAUGCACCGACGGCACAAGUUCAUGAGCAGGUGAGUGAGCUUGGCUCGCAGGAUGGAGAAGCGCAUCAACAAGGUCCGCGGCUGGCUGCCCCGCAAGCCCAUGAAGUUUGACAACGACGCUCUGCCCGACCUGGAGGAGAACGAGAGCUUUACCGCCCCCUUCAGUCGAUCAAGGAUACACCAUUUCAUCAUCCACAACAGAGACACUUUUUUCAGCAACGCCACCAGAAGUCGCAUCAUCCACCACAUCCUCCAGCGGGUCAAAUAUGAAGAAGGUAAAAAUAAGAUGGGGCUUAAUCGUCUUUUGAGCAAUAGUUCAUAUGAGGCAGCUUUCCCUCUUCACGAGGCCUAUCAACUAUCAAAUUCUUCUAACUGGACCUUUUCUUAUUCUUCACAGGUCACCCAUCUUUUUGACAACGAAGCAACUGUUUUCUUUGCUGUUUUUAUGGCUGUUUGGGCGACGGUCUUCCUGGAGUUCUGGAAAAGGCGCAGGGCGGUCCUCGCGUACGACUGGGACCUCAUUGACUGGGAGGAAGAGGAGGAUGAGAUACGCCCCCAGUUUGAGGCCAAAUACUCCAAGAAGGAGAGGAUGAACCCCAUAUCUGGAAAGCCUGAACCUCACCAGGCUUUCAGCGACAAAUACAGUCGCCUCAUUGUCUCAGCAUCUGGGAUCUUCUUCAUGAUUCUGGUGGUGAUUGCCGCCGUGUUUGGCAUUGUCAUAUACCGCGUCAUCACCGUCAGCACCUUCGCCGCCUUCGGCUGGGCGCUCAUCAGGAACAACUCUCAGGUGGCGACCACAGGAACAGCGGUGUGCAUUAACUUCUGCAUGAUCAUGCUCCUCAACGUGCUCUAUGAAAAGGUUGCUCUUCUCCUCACUAAUUUAGAACAGCCGAGGACAGAGUCAGAGUGGGAGAACAGCUUCACACUCAAGAUGUUCCUUUUUCAGUUCGUCAACCUCAACAGUUCAACUUUCUACAUUGCCUUCUUCUUGGGAAGACUCCUCCAAAGUGUGGAGAACCUGGCGGAUUGA
Gasterosteus aculeatus aculeatus (three-spined stickleback) is the source of this 1461-nucleotide messenger RNA. Lineage: Eukaryota; Metazoa; Chordata; Actinopteri; Perciformes; Gasterosteidae. The record is from RefSeq and is a predicted model, not a curated record.